This is a messenger RNA of Pseudogymnoascus verrucosus, 886 nucleotides long. RefSeq names its product Enoyl-CoA delta isomerase 2, mitochondrial. The transcript has a single exon. Lineage: Eukaryota; Fungi; Ascomycota; Leotiomycetes; Thelebolales; Thelebolaceae. Bases 77 to 886 code for a protein of 269 amino acids. The record is from RefSeq and is a predicted model, not a curated record.
AUCUUAUUAUCUCGCCUGCGUCCUUUGUACAAAACUAAACACCGUCCACAGAGCCACAUUGUAGGCUGAAGUUGCUAUGGAGGUGCCUUCAUAUGAUAACGUCAAGGUGGAGAUUUUAAGCCAUGGCAUUGUUGCAUUGGUGACAUACAAUCGCCCGCAAUCUGGCAAUUCGCUGCAUCCCAAAAUGCUGGCAGAGCUUGUGGCUGCUCUUAGAUGGGUUCACAGCAAUCCUACCAUUCGCAUCAUGAUCCAGUCUGGCACUGGUGAGUUUUUCAACACCGGGAUGGAGCUGGUGGACGGCGAUGGUAUGUCCUUCGCCCGAGGAUCUGAUUUCCACGAGCUUAACCGCAUCCUGAUUCUGUCGGACAAAAUACUCAUCGCAGCCGUCAAUGGGCCUGCUGCGGGCUACGGCGUAAGCAGCCUGGCACUCUAUGAUCUGGUCUACUCCGUCCCCGAUGCCUACUUCUUCACGCCCUUUGUUAAAUGGGGCAUGGCGGCCGAGGCAGCCUCGAGUUUCUCGUUUCCUAGACUCAUGGGACACCAAAAAGCCGCAUCGCUCUUCCUGGCAGGAGACCGCAUCACAGCGCAGGAAGCUUCACUAAAUGGGCUCAUUAGCAAGAUCCUACCGAGGGAGCAGUUCCUGGCCCAGGUCGUUCAGAUCGCCGCGAGAAUUGCACAGUCUGCGCCUGCUUCUCUGCGGGCAACGAAGGAGCAGAUGCGGCAACUGGUGAGGCAGGAAUUGCUUGAUGCCAAUGACCGCGAAUGCGAUCUGAUUCGCCAUGAGAGAUACGGCUACGAGGAAUACCAGAACGCAGUAAAGCAGUUCCGCGUUGAGCGGCUUGAAAAGCAGGAUUUGAAACGCAAAAUAACUAAAGGCAGAAUUUAA